AUGGCUGGGGCCGGAGAUCGAGCCCCCCCACCGCCGGCUCCUGUGGGGGGCAGGGACGAGCCGGAGCGAUGGGCCCCUGUGGGAGCCUCGGGCCGAGGCCGCCUCACCGCCUCCCUCCAGGGGCCCCGGCGCCAGUCCCCUCAGCCGCCAUCUUGGUUCCCGGCGGGUAUUAUUGGAGAAGGCAAAAUGAUCAUCUUCUGUCCUGGUGGAUUUUUUGGCAUGAUGCCAAAAACAGGGUGUGUUGUAUCUGGUAUCUACAUGAUUAUAAUGACUAAUAUGUAUAUUAUCUUUGAGACGGGUCACCUGGAUCGAGCAAAGAGGCUGCUACCCAUUACUGAGGAUUCGAUCAUCUAUUACUAUUACACCGCACUUCUCCUGGCCUGUCUAACUUAUCCUGUAUGUAUCCUCCUCAUCUAUUCUGUUUGGAAUCGAAACGUGAGAGGCAUGUUCACCUAUGUUGUUUGGAUAAUAUUCUAUGACCUAGCCAAUUUCACUCUUCUAAUCCUGACUUUCUUGGCUAGACGUUAUGCCCACCCCUUUUAUAUCCAUCCUUUGGAAUGGUUUGGGCUGGCCUUGCGGUUGCCUGUGGACUGCUUUUGGCUUUCUUAUAUUAUAAUUUAUGCUCUGAUGAUUUUUGAAAGCAGAAGCAAAGGGCGGAUGUCAAUGAAGGAGAGCGUGUGCAAGCCUUGA
This is a messenger RNA of Euleptes europaea (tarantolino), 690 nucleotides long. It is a transcript of the gene TMEM217, whose product is annotated as transmembrane protein 217. The transcript has 3 exons. The record is from RefSeq and is a predicted model, not a curated record. Bases 1 to 690 code for a protein of 229 amino acids. Lineage: Eukaryota; Metazoa; Chordata; Lepidosauria; Squamata; Sphaerodactylidae.